UACUACAAACAUUCGAUAAAAAAAAUACCUCUAAUACUUUCAGCGGUUUACUCCGUCAUGUGUUCUAACGCGUCUUCUCCCUCUGUGUACAUAAAACGGCAGUGAGGGACUGAGCUCACGGUUCUCGACAAAUCAUCGCGUAUGCUAAUGUUAGCAUUCGGCUUCCCUUCAGGACUGCCACAUCGCCAGAAAAACUGUCCGCAGCACGCUGGCGAGCUAAAUAUCCCGCUCUUCCAAUACGGGUUGAUUUCUGACCUAAUUUUAUGACACAGAAGGUUGGUCGGAUCUUCAAACCAUUAGCUGCGUUUGGAUCAGGUUUUGUUAGCUAUGGCUGGAGACGAAGAAGAAGAAGAGGCACUGACCGUCAAGGGGCCCAAGGAGGUGGACAUGAUCACAUCGGUGCGUUGCCUCGGUUACCUGUCAAGCCUCAACCUCCUGGUGGCGGUGUGCGUGGGUAUGUACUUGCGCUGGGAGGUGACAAGCGAGCCGAUGAUCCUGGUCAUCUUCAUCCUUGGUCUUUUCGUCCUCGGCAUCGCGAGCAUCCUCCACUACUACUUUGGCAUGGAGCAAGCCAGCCUGAGCCUUUUCCAUCUGUGGUUUGGCUUCCUGCUGGGUCUCCUGUGCUUCCUCAACAGUCCCUCCUUGGAUUCCAACGUCAAGGAAGUGGUUGCCAACUAUCUCCUCUUGGCCAGCGUGGCCAUGAAGGUGGUAUGGGCCGCCACGGAGCGAAUGUGCCGCUCGACCCGUUACGAACCCAUCUUGUUGAAGUCCACCGAGUUCCUGGAGCUGCUCGGCUUUGCCAUCGCCAGCACCACUAUGCUUCUCAACAAGUCACUUGCCAUUGUGGGCCUCGUGGUGGCUCUGGGCGCUCUCAUCGUGGACUUGAGAAUGAAGUCCCUCCUGGCUUUGCCCAACCUGGUCAUCUUCGCCCUGGUCACCUCGCUGGUGUUUUUCCAAGCCUUGGGCAUCGCCGCCAACCCCUUCGCUUUAGGGUGCUACUUGGGGCGGCUGCUGUGCGAGCCCGUCUUGGACGUGUACUUCAGCGCCCUGGGCGCCACCGAGCGCUGGAUGCCCGUGCUAACUUUGGCGAACAUGUGGAGGCGCCUGUCCCUCCUGCCGUUGAGCCUGCUGGAGCUGACCUUCAUCGUCCUCGCUGCUUUUAAGCUCGGCCACUUGGAACUGUGGUACUUGGUGAUCCCAGGCUUCUGCCUGUUUGGCCUCUUCUGGUCCAUCUGCCACGUGAUCCUCCUCAUCACGGUGUGGGGCUUCCACAGCAAGCUGAGCGAGUGCCAGAGAGCCUGGCGAGCGCAGCGCUCGGACAGCCGCAGCUUGGAGCAGGUCAUGGCCUCCAGGGGCAUCCGACACUUUUGCCUCAUUUCCGAGCGGCUGGUGUUCUUCAGCUUGCUGUCCACGGUCAUUCUGGGUGCGGUAUCCUGGCAGCCGGCCAACGGUUUCUUCCUCGGCGCGCUGCUGAUCGUGCUCCCUCUGGAGUCGUUGGCCCACGGGCUGUUCCAUGAGCUGGGCGGCCGUCUCGGGGGAACCUGCGUCGGCUACGCUUUGGUCGUCCCCACAACCUACUGCAGCGCCGACGGCCAGCCCACCCUUCUGCCCCCGGAGCAGGCCCAGCAGCUGAACCUGCGCUCCACAGGCAUGCUGAACAACGUGCAGCGGCUCUUCUCGCACCACAUGAUCCAAACGUUCGGUUGCGACUACUCGGCCGGCGGCGUCAGCCUGGAGACGUUGCACGGCAAGCUACGCAACUUCCUGGAGUUGCGGACGGCAGACGGGCCGCGCCACGACACCUACCUGAUCUUCUACAGUGGGCACACUCGCAAAGAAAGCGGAGCCUGGGCGCUAGCCGGCGGGGAGAGUUUUCAUCUUGCCCACCUGUUGGAGUUGUGGAAGGAGAAGAACGCAGGCCACUGCUCACGCCUUAUCCUGGUGCUGGACACGGAAAACUCCCUCCCCUGGAUCAAAGAGGUACGUAGGGUGGACGGGGUCUACGUGGCGGUGCAAACGGCCGACUCGUCCGCCGCCGGGCCCGACCCGGAGGCGGGCGAGGGCCCCUUACUCGGGGACUUCACAUCCGAAUGGGUGGAGUUCAACUGCAACCCGAACGGCGACGCGCAGUGGUGCGAGAAGGGACGAGGCGUGGCGGCCGUUUACGGCGUGUCCAAACGCUGGAGCGACUACACGCUGCACCUUCCCACGGGCAGCGAUGUGGCCAAGCAUUGGAAGACCCACUUUCCCAAGGCAACGUAUCCCAUGGUGCACCUCUCCAACUGGUGCUGCGGACUCAACCUCUUUUGGUUCUGCAGCGUGUGUCUGCGUUGCUUCAGGAGGUGCAAACUGGCGUGGUUCCCACCUUCCGUUUUGGACACUGGGCAGGGCCUUAAACUGGUGCACUCGUAGGUGUGCUCCGGGGACGUUUGAACUACCGGUACUUAAGCACGUAUGUUUGGUUGCGGGCAUCAUGUAGUCACAAUACUCCAAAAAACCUUUGGGUCAAAAAUAACCCAAAUUGGGUUUCCAAAAAGGGGGCCACCUAUGAACUCGGGUAACCUUAAAUAGUUCGCGAAGCCGUAUCCCAAAAAAUUGUUUUAUGCGUUCAUCACUUUUGGGUCUAAUAAAUAGCCCAAAACAUUGUGUCGGGCCCAAUGUGGAUUAUUUUUGAGCCAACGGUUUUUAGGGAGAUUGUCAGACUAAAUGUCGUUGAACAAAAGAUGGGAUUUCAGUCUCUUUUUUUUUUUUUGUAUUCAUGUAACAUUCCAAUAUUCCCAAUGAAUAUUUUUUGCCCAUUG
Messenger RNA from Hippocampus zosterae (dwarf seahorse), 2801 nucleotides. It is a transcript of the gene tmem168a, whose product is annotated as transmembrane protein 168a. The transcript has 6 exons. Bases 328 to 2412 code for a protein of 694 amino acids. The record is from RefSeq and is a predicted model, not a curated record. NCBI's taxonomy places the organism in Eukaryota, Metazoa, Chordata, Actinopteri, Syngnathiformes, Syngnathidae.